AUGGUGUACAAUUCGUUAACCGAGGCGCCACGCAACCUCAAGGAGAGUUUUGAUUGGCUGAUUGCCGUGAAGGGAACUGAUGCUGAAAAGAACGUGAAGGCUUUGGGCGCGGCUAUCCACAAGUUCCUCGCAGACAAGCCUGUUGGUGUAACGCGUAUACCAUCUCUGGAGAAAGUUAAACGCCUAUCUAGGGAUUUCAUGCAGAAAGCAGAACUUAAGAACAUGCCGAUGGUGAAGGAAAUGCUGGUUAGCUUCAAUGCGCCUGUUGCUAAACAUGCUAGCUCUGCGAGGCACUUGUUAGGUGAAUACUCGAGUGAUUAUAAGAACGUUAUUCAAGAAAGGCGUCUGAGACCUGGAAACAUUUCGGACAGCGUCGCUCGUAUUGUGGGUAGUUGUGACAUAUUUGUCGAAGGUGUCAAAACCCCUGGCCAAUACGAGUCUGCUUACAGCUCAGAAGCGACGUGGGAUGCAUCAUGCGCUAAAAAUCCGGAGGCGUGCGCAAUUGUUUUCGUGGGUAUUGCGCCGAUGUUGUACGCGGGCAUAGAUAGUUUGUGGAUGGCAAGUGACCCAGACACCUUUUUGGGUCAAACGCCUGCUGGAGCUAAGAGUAUGGUGAAUGUAAUGAAGGCGUUGGGUUUCACAGAGCAGGAAUGCAGCGGUGUCAUGAGUUUUGCAAAGGUACGUCCGGCGUUGCGCGUUUUGAAUAGGGAUAUAAUGGAACAAAUCUACGACCUCGCCGGAUUUUGGGCUUUCUACUGA
Molecule: messenger RNA, 759 nt
Organism: Babesia bigemina
Lineage: Eukaryota; Apicomplexa; Aconoidasida; Piroplasmida; Babesiidae
Exons: 1
Coding region: 1-759 (252 amino acids)
Source: RefSeq, a predicted model, not a curated record